Theobroma cacao (cacao) is the source of this 1307-nucleotide messenger RNA. The record is from RefSeq and is a predicted model, not a curated record. Lineage: Eukaryota; Viridiplantae; Streptophyta; Magnoliopsida; Malvales; Malvaceae.
ACACCUACUCAGUCACCUUUCUUCAUAUGUGAUUGCUAUGAUCCUUUGGAUCCCAAUGGGAACAUUACAGUUACUUUUGACAUUAAUCAAUGGACACGAGAUGGCUAUGUGGCAAGGGUAACAAUUCAAAAUUACUAUCAUUAUCGUCAUGUUGAUGAAUCUGGUUGGAAAUUGGGUUGGACAUGGGCUAAUAAUGAGAUCAUCUGGACCAUGUCUGGUGCUUUUGCCACGACACAAGGGAACUGUUCAUCGUUCAAGUUCGACACACCACACUCCUGCGAGAAAAGCCCAGUCAUUGCUGAUCUCACGCCAGAUGCCCCGCCGGAAAACAGGACAGCUGACUGUUGCCAUGGUGGCAUUCUUGCUGCUUGGGCUAUCAACCCUUCUAAGUCAUUCUCAUCCUUUGAAAUGAUGGUUGGCCACCUGGGGGCGAAUCCUAAUGUGCAAGCACCACUCAAUCUUACACUUAUGGCUCCAGGUCCGGGUUACACUUGUGGCUUAGUUGAGGACACUGAUCCCACGAUUUCUUCUGAUAUUGGGGGUAGAAGACAACUCCAAGCCUAUAGAACCUGGAAAUCAACAUGCACUUACUCCAGCUUUGUUGCCAACCAAGCACCUGUAUGUUGUGUUUCACUCUCAACAUUUUACAAUGCCAAGAUCACAUCAUGCCCUACUUGCAGCUGUGGAUGCAGAGAAGCAGAGAAAAAUACAGAUUCAUGCAUAAGAGAAGGUUACCCUGCACCACAGUCAGAUUCUUUAGAUAGUGAUGACAUUGUGCUAUGCACUGAUCAUAUGUGCCCAGUUACAGUUCACUGGCAUGUUAUGAAAAAUUACGUGACACAUUGGAAGGUAAAGCUGACAGUCUCAAACUACAAUUAUAGAAGAAACUACUCAAACUGGAAUGUGUUGGUUCAGCAUCCUGGUUUCAGCCAGAAUGCAACAGCAUUUAGCUUUAACAGUACAAUGCUUCCCUCUUUGGGAUUUUUAGAUGAGGUUGCUCUAUUUUGGGGGAUUGACUACUAUAAUAACGACCUAUUGAAUGCUGAUAAGGAUCAACUGGGUGCGGUAUCCACACAGAUUUUACUGAAGAAGGAUUCAAAUUCCUUCACAUUAGGAAACGGAUGGGCGCUACCUCGAAGAAUAUAUUUCAAUGGGGACAACUGUCAAAUGUCUCUUCCAGACACUUUCCCCAUGUUACCAAACGGCAGCUCCAACUUGAAACCUGCUCACACCCUUUUCCUUUUCUUGAUUUAUCAGACUUUCAAGACAGUGGUUACCUGGCAUUGAUAAAUAAAGCUCUGUACAUG